GCUAUAUGAGCCCCGGCAGGCGCUGACUCGGCCCUUUCCGCCCCGCUCCCGCCCCGCGCCCGGGUCGCUGCGCUAAGACCCCGCGCCCCCGCCGCCCCCCGCCGCCGCCAUGAUCAUCUACCGGGACUGCAUCAGCCAGGAUGAGAUGUUCUCGGACAUCUACAAGAUCCGGGAGGUGGCGGACGGCCUGUGCCUGGAAGUGGAGGGGAAGAUGGUCACCAGGACAGAGGGUCAAAUUGAUGACUCUCUAAUUGGUGGCAAUGCCUCUGCUGAAGGUCCUGAGGGAGAUGGAACAGAAGCCACGGUCAUAACUGGUGUUGACAUAGUAAUUAACCACCACCUUCAGGAGACCAGCUUCACAAAAGAAUCCUACAAGAAGUACAUCAAGGAUUACAUGAAAGCAAUCAAAGCCAGACUUGAGGAACACAAGCCAGAGAGAGUAAAGCCUUUCAUGACUGGGGCUGCAGAACAAAUCAAACACAUCCUUGCCAACUUCAAAAACUACCAGUUCUUUGUAGGGGAGAACAUGAAUCCAGAUGGAAUGGUGGCUCUCCUGGAUUUCCGUGAGGAUGGUGUGACCCCAUAUAUGAUUUUCUUUAAGGACGGCUUAGAAAUCGAGAAAUGUUAACAAAUCAAACAGUAUGGUUUUGGAUCACUUGUCUUCAUAGCUGGCUGCUGUUUCUUCUUCAUCGGCACAACACCAGGAAUCAGCAAUGUCUAACUGGACUGAUGUCAUCUUGAGCUUUAUUCACUUAUUUUGACCCUGAUUUGGAGUGGAGGCAUUGUUUAAAAAAACAAAAAAAACAUCUAUCAUGUAGGUUGUCUAAAAUAAAACUCAUUUAAACCCA
Zonotrichia leucophrys gambelii is the source of this 848-nucleotide messenger RNA. RefSeq names its product tumor protein, translationally-controlled 1 (gene TPT1). The transcript has 6 exons. Lineage: Eukaryota; Metazoa; Chordata; Aves; Passeriformes; Passerellidae. The coding region runs from base 110 to 628 and encodes 172 amino acids. The record is from RefSeq and is a predicted model, not a curated record. Gene Ontology annotation, molecular function: calcium ion binding. Gene Ontology annotation, cellular component: cytoplasm.